AUGGCCCUUCAUCAAUCACCUACACUUGGGAACAAGACACAUACUAGGUGUCUCAAGCUUGCUUCUGCUCUUGUUCAUCAUUUGGGGAUUUCUCGUGGCCAUGUGGUUGCUACACUAGCCCCUAAUGUACCAGCAAUACAAGAGCUGCAUUUUGCAGCAUCAAUGGCUGGAGCAGUUUUUUGUACAUCAAACACGCGUCAUGAUUCAUCUAUGAUAUCAACACUUCUAAUGUAUUCAGAAGCAAAAAUCAUAUUUGUAGAUCAACAGUUUCUCCAACUUGCUCAAGAAGCACUUUCUAUUAUUUCUAGCAAGAACACCAAACCACCUCUUCUUGUUGUAAUAAUGUCAGAAAAUUCUAACAAUUUCAUUACUAACGCUUGGGAUUAUGAAAGUCUCCUUGAAAGUGGGGACAGAGAUUUUGCUAUUAGGUGGCCAAUAACAGAAUUUGACCCCAUUAGCAUUAACUAUACUUCUGGAACAACAUCAAGACCCAAAGGAGUUGUUUUCAGUCAUAGAGGUCCAUACCUCAAUUCUAUUGCCACAUUUUUGGCUCAUGAGAUGAGCACACUUCCUAUUUAUCUUUGGACUGUUCCAACAUUUCACUGCAAUGGAUGGUGCAUGAUAUGGGGUCUAGCAGCAGUAGGUGGCACUAAUGUUUGUCUCAGAACUGUAUCUCCAAAAGAAAUAUUUGAAAGUAUUUCACUGUACAAGGUGACACAUAUGGGUGGUGCACCUACUGUCUUGAACAUGAUAGUGAAUACACCAGCAUGUGACCGGAAACCACUUCCACACAAGGUGAAGAUUAUGACAGGUGGUUCACCACCACCACCACAAAUCAUUUCAAGAAUGGAGGAGUUGGGAUUUGGAAUAAAUCACUUCUAUGGACUAACGGAGACACAUGGUGCAAUUACAUAUUGCUUGUGGAAGCCUGAGUGGGAUUCUUUGCCUUCAAAUGAAAGACUUAUACUGAAAGCUAGACAAGGAGUGCAACAUCUUUGUGUUGAGGAAGUUGAUGUACGAGAUUCUAUCACCAUGAAGAAGGUGCCCGCGGAUGGUGUAACAAUGGGAGAAGUCAUGUUUAGAGGGAACACGGUAAUGAGUGGAUAUUUAAAAGAUGAAAAAGCAACAGAAGAAGCUUUUAGAGGAGGAUGGUUUCACAGUGGUGAUCUUGCUGUAAAACAUCCUGAUGGUUAUAUAGAAGUAAAGGAUAUCAUAAUAUCUGGUGGAGAAAACAUAAGCACUAUUGAGGUGGAAACAGUUUUGUAUAGUCAUCCAGCAGUUCUAGAAGCAGCAGUAGUCGCUCGACCAGAUAACCACUGGGGACAGACACCUUGUGCAUUUGUGAAGUUAAAGGAGGGAUUUGAUGCAAGUUCUCAAGAAAUUAUCAACUUCUGCAGGGAAAAUUUGCCUCAUUACAUGGCACCUCGGACACUUAUAUUUCAGGAUCUCCCAAAAACUUCAAUUGGAAAGAUACAGAAAUCUAUCCUAAGGGAGAAAGCAAAAGCCUUGGGCAGUCUUUUCUGAAAAAAAAUGAAGAAGCCACU
Messenger RNA from Solanum pennellii, 1544 nucleotides. Its product is annotated as probable acyl-activating enzyme 2. The coding region runs from base 1 to 1524 and encodes 507 amino acids. The record is from RefSeq and is a predicted model, not a curated record. The transcript has 3 exons. Lineage: Eukaryota; Viridiplantae; Streptophyta; Magnoliopsida; Solanales; Solanaceae.